Messenger RNA from Thunnus maccoyii (southern bluefin tuna), 5125 nucleotides. RefSeq lists its product as uncharacterized. NCBI's taxonomy places the organism in Eukaryota, Metazoa, Chordata, Actinopteri, Scombriformes, Scombridae. The transcript has 6 exons. The record is from RefSeq and is a predicted model, not a curated record. The coding region runs from base 363 to 4505 and encodes 1380 amino acids.
UACCUCAAAAAUUAAAAACAGCUAUUACAAGGCAAAAUGUUUGAGUUAUUUCAACGAAUUUUUAAUUUUAAGUGUACAGUACUUAACCACUUUAAUGAUUUUGAUAUAUUGUACUCAAAUAAUUUGAUAGUAAUCACUUAAUCCGCGUGACGUCACGCACGUGCGUACGUGCCUCUUCGCCAAAGUGGAAAUGUCCGCCAUUACUGCUGCUACAUCCCUGCAGUGCACAGGUUGAAAUUGAAGCAACAAAAGACUGGCUGAGAUACAGAUACCAGAUUCUUCAAUCUGGUAUGUUUAUAAUGCUCUGCUCGUACCAGUUCUCACUCUAAAUAUUAGAGUUGUAAAUAGAAUUUUGGUUUCCAAUGGCUUGGAGGUGCAAACUCUGUGCUACUCUCUUUGAUAGAAAGGCACAGUUGCUUGAACAUUAUCGUUUACAUCAUAGCAAUGUCUCCUCAGUCAAUCAAUUGCCUUGUCUCUAUGACAACUGUGUCUGCACAUUUCAUUCAGUAAAUGCAUUGAAAAUUCACCUAACCCGGUUACAUACUCAGACGCUUGUGCAAAGUGACAAUCAAGAAGGAUAUGUGUCAUUUGUCUGUGCUGUGUGUAAAUUUAAAGAACCUUUUAAUGACAAAACUCUUCUCAGUCAUUUAAGGAUGCAUUUAAAACAACACGAGAUGGUGGAUUGUCCAUUCAAAAAUUGUCAGUACCGCACUAAUGUGUAUUCCUCCUUUAAUGCCCACAAAAGUAGGAAUCAUCUAGGCUGUGAAUUCUCAGAUUUUAAGACAGAAAUUGUCUUGACAGAAACUGACGGCCAACCCAUUCAGAACCAAGUUGAAUCUGAUGAGGCUGGUCCGUCUCAGAAUUUUCUUGAGCUGGAAGCUCCAGAGUGUAAUCCUCCCGACUCUGGAUAUGACGCUGGUGAAUUGCAAACUCAACUGAGAAAAAAUUUGGCUUCUUUGUUCUUGAAAAUGCACAGUGUUCUGCAUGUGUCAGAGACAGCGAUACAAGACAUAGUGGAAAAUCUGGCACAAAUAUUCACGUUGUCCAAACCCCUUGUGAGAGACUCUGUCAUCAAGGUUUUAGGAGAGCAUGAUCAGUCUAUCAAUGAGGCCCUUCUUGAGGAAUUGGUGGAAGCUGUCAUGAAAAGUAAUAUUUUUGUCAGUGCUACUGCUGAAGGUGCAGAGCUGUCCAGUGCUAAACGGAGGAAAACAUUUGUAAGAAGUCACUACCCUCUGGUAAUGCCAGUGCAAUAUGCUGUGGAUUCCCUUGGACACACAGCAGUGUAUGUUCCAAUACUACAGAUGCUUCAAACAAUGUUUAAAAAUACAGAUCUUCUUGACAAGAUUCAAGAAACUAAACCAUCACCACCUGGAAUGUACAUGUCUCAUGAAGAUGGAAUGUAUUUCAAAGAAAAUCAAUUGUUGUCAGCGGCAGAAGACCUUAAGUUGUCUCUGAUUUUAUAUGUUGAUGACAUUGAACUAGCUAAUCCUUUAGGCACAGCUAGAAAGAUCCACAAGCUUUGUGCGGUGUACUGGUUGCUAGCCAAUGUGCCCAGUAUAUAUAGGUCCAGCCUUCAUAUCAUACAACUAGCUCUGUUGUGCAAAGUACCUGAUCUGCAGAGUUGUGGUUAUGAAAGUGUUCUUUCACCUUUGCUGAAAGACUUGCAUACUCUUGAGCAGGAUGGCAUUUUUAUCGAACCUGUCGGCCAAUGCGUAAAGGGCACUGUCAUGUGUGUUGCUGCUGAUAAUUUGGCUGCCCAUGGUCUGGCAGGCUUUGUGCAGUGUUUCAGAGGACACUAUGUCUGCAGAUUUUGUUGCUGUACUACAGACCAAAUACAGUCCACUGAAGUUUCUGAAGGAGAGUUUAGCAUGAGAACAAGGGCCUCCCAUGACGUACAUGUGCAGAAUGUUGUGCAAGGAGAAAAUGCAUCUCAUUUUGGUGUAAAGGCUGAGUGCACUCUCAGUAAGACACUACAGCAUUUUCAUCCUAUUUCUGGUUUCCCACCUGAUAUACUUCACGACCUUUUUGAAGGUAUUGUGCCAGUUGAGUUGGCCUUGUGCAUUCGUGAAAUGAUUCGUCUUAAGUAUUUCACUCUUGAAUAUCUUAACACAAAAAUACGUUCAUUUCCAUAUCAGCACUCUGAUAGGCUUGAUAAACCACAACCAAUCCCAAAGAAUUUUGCGGCCAAACUAAGCAUUGGUGGAAAUGGACAUGAAAAUUCCACUUUGCUGAGGUUAUUGCCCCUUAUGGUGGGAAGUAAAGUUCCUGAAGGAGAUGAAACCUGGGCUAUUUUGAUGGACCUGAAAGAAAUCGUGCAGCUAGUACUCUCCCCAUCUUUCACAGAAGAUUCCAUCCAGUACAUGCAGACUAAGAUAAGUGAUCACAGACAGGGUCUUCAAGCAGUGUUUCCAGAUUUUAAGCUCCGACCCAAACAUCAUUACCUUGAGCACUACCCAGAACUAACAAGAUGUUUUGGGCCUCUGGUUCACUUAUGGACCAUGAGGUUUGAGGGAAAACAUCGCUUUUUCAAAAGGGUGAUACAUGACACACAGAAUUUCAAGAAUGUCUUGAAAACUCUUGCAACCAGGCAUCAGCACAUGAUGGCGUAUCACCUCAGUGCACCAUUGUUUUUCAGACCCCACACACGAGCCUCAAGUGUCACCUCUGUCCAAAUCGCCACACUGCCGCAAGUGGCCAAAGACUUCAUAGAGACAAAGACAGAAAGCCAAAACAUAUAUAGUACUUCAAAGGUCUCCAUAAAUGGCACAGAUUUUGCAAAUGGAAUGUUUGUGUCUGCAGACCAGACUGGAGGACUUCCAAAUUUCAGCAGAAUUGAACGUGUUCUGCUUGUGGAUAACUCUGUUUCCUUUCUUUGCAGGAACUACAAGUGCUGGUACAGUGAGCAUUUACGAUCAUUUGAGCUGACAUCAACAGGCAACACCUCUGUGCUUCAGCUGUCAGAGUUAAAUGACACUGAAAUGGCAGCUCAAAACUUCCUACUUCAUGUCCAUACCUCCACAGACAUUGUGAGGAAGAUGACUCUAUCGUCACGUCCAGAAUCUGUGGAUGAGUUAAAAACGAUGAUAGGAGAAAAGUUUAAUCUUGACUUCAACUUCAGCCUAUCAUACCAAGAUCCAGAUUUUGAUGGACAGUUAUGUUCCCUUUUAGACAUUGAGGAACUUCCACAGAAGGCUGUGCUGAAAGUGAUCAGGUCUGAGAGUGAUGCCAGUUCAGUAGCAUCAGAUGACACGAUAAUAUUGCCUCAUGCCAUGACUCCAGACAGGGUCAACAGAUGGCCUGAUGUUUUUCCAGUGCCCAUUUUUUCCUAUGAGGUAGAAUUCUUACUUAGUGAUGGAAAUGCUACAUAUGACAGAACAGGGAAAACUCUAAAGUUGUCCAGGGGACAAAAGCAUGACAUUCUUGAGACUCUUGCUGCCAAGAUGCAUAGCUUCAAAGCUUACCCCAAUGAUAAGGAGGUUUCAAUGGUAGCAGAAGCACUUGUCAUUAAGCAUCCUUGUCUGAAAGAGCCAGGAUCUCAGACGGGAUGGUAUGGUUGGAAAAAUAGUUUAAAGUUUAAGAUGGGGAACUUCCGCACUAAGUUGAGUCGUGCAGGAUUUCAUGAGGUAGCUAUAAAUUCUGGGAAAAGGAGCCGGAACAACCCAAACAAACCAUCUCCUCACACCAACAUCAAAAGACCGAAGAGGGCAGAAGUGAAUUUCCUUCCCAAUUUCCCAAGAGGUGAAAAUGCUGCAAGCCUUGAACGACUGAGACUGCAAAUUGUAGAUGAAGUGAAGAAGAGUGACAAGAACCUUUCUCUGAUUGGAAAGUUAAUGCAGACUACCUUUGCCCUUCGGCGCAAUGAGAUCGUCAGUGAUGAUCCCCCUGUUGAUGAGAUCCUGGAACGCUGGCCUGCACUCAAAAUGGAGUCACAAAUCUGUUCUGAGUUUCACAGAAUCUCAAACAUCAACCUAAAGAACUGCUUCUAUGCUGAGUUGGAUCGACAUGCCCCACGUCUUCAGCGCUUGUUCAGGAGGAAAGCUGCACGGACAGGGAAAGCAGCUGAAGUCCUCAGUCGGAUCUUCCAGAUGUAUGACCUCCAGGAACAAGUUGAUGUUCAUGUCAGACGUGCUGCUGUUCUCCGUGCUCUCCCUGCAUAUCUGCAUGAUGACGACUCUGGAUUUCUCAAGCAAUGGGAUGUGGCGCAGUCUGAACCAGACAUUGGUGACUUACCGGUUGGGCUCUUGAUCAGUGCCACUUCAGAUGCCAUGUACCUCUGCCCAGAGAAGGUUGCGGUCGUGCUCGAGGGUAAAACAGUCAUUGAUUUUCCCACAUUCGCUGACGCAUUUGUAGUGCUUUUCGCACUGAUUUAUGCACUGCAUCUGAAUUACCCAAAAGACAUGGCAAAUACUUUUGACUUCACUCAGAAAGUCUUGAUGGGUCUGGAGGAUGGAAACAUGAGACCCAGGGUCUUGAGCCUCAAAAAUGAACUUUUGGCAGUGGAGUAGUUUGUUCCUGUUUUAAAACAUCUUAGAGAUGUGUUUUUCAAAGAUUUUUAUUGUUCAAUUUUGAAUGUGUUAAUGUUCAAGAAAACUCAUUCUGUACUGGUAAGAUCCCAUACCAUGCGGUUGUCCACUAUGUGGUUCUUUUGUCAGGCCAUUUUGUUAGGCCCUUGCACUAUUGUUCAAUGUUACUGUUCCUGUUUUUGCACUGAAUGGAAGCGUAUAGGGCAAGAUAUUGAUGUAUAACGUGAAAGUUGUCAACCAGCAGAGAUACUGCCUUAAUAUUCAUUGUCAUGUAACUCUUUUUAAUAUGCGGCCAUUAUAAACAAACUGAAAAAUUGGUGAACAGAACGGUUUAUGGCAAUAUUUGGAUAAUUUUGGUAUCAAUUGCCUUUCCUUGUCAGGAAACGUACAAAAAUGUUUUUAACUUGCCACGAUUGUAUAUUAAUAUCAUGAUAAAAAUUGGCAUGUACCAUUAUAGGAGUAUAUACAUAUUGUCCACUUCUAUAGUUUGGGGAAAAAAGUAAUUUCCCAAAGGCCCCUGCACUGUUUUUGAAGGUGUUAUCGUGCUAAUUUCAGUGUAAAAUGUUUUUGGUUACUAAAUAAAAUAGUAACUUGCAUUUGAA